This is a messenger RNA of Dacryopinax primogenitus, 2222 nucleotides long. Its product is annotated as amino acid transporter. Gene Ontology annotation, biological process: amino acid transmembrane transport. Gene Ontology annotation, cellular component: membrane. Gene Ontology annotation, molecular function: L-amino acid transmembrane transporter activity. The record is from RefSeq and is a predicted model, not a curated record. The transcript has 5 exons. Lineage: Eukaryota; Fungi; Basidiomycota; Dacrymycetes; Dacrymycetales; Dacrymycetaceae. The coding region runs from base 245 to 1939 and encodes 564 amino acids.
CUUCAUAUGUCUUCUUUAUAUUUUCGCUUAGAUCAAUAUACUUCUGCCCCGAGCUCAUGGUAAUGCGUGCAGACGACCACGAGGACCACUUCGAACACGACAAGGGCAGGGAGAUCACGCAAGUCCCGUGCAGAAUGAGCGAUUGAUCGGUCUCCAGGUGCCACAGCAUGUUCCAGUUUGCACCUUAAACUCCUCCCUUGUUGUUAUCUGACGUACAUAUCUCGAUUGUCAGUAACAAACGUCCAUGGGAUUCCUAGAUCGUCUGCGUAAACAACCCCAGUCUGUGUUAUCUCCCACACUUGUCGAGGACACCGACGAGAAGUCCGUUCAGCGCAAUCCAGAGGAUGUCACCGCCGAGGCUGUUCCACAGCGAGACGCUACAGGAGCCCAGGAAGUGGGAGAUGCCAUCGAAGGCGACGCAGGCUGGACUCCUGGUGGUAUCACGUUCGAGGAGGAUACUGCCGGAGGGAUGGGUCGGCAUUUGGGUGUUGUGAGCUGCACGCUGCUGAUUAUCGGUCGCAUUAUCGGGACAGGAAUCUUUUCCACACCCUCCUCUAUCUUGUCCGGCGUAGGCAGCAUUGGUGCCUCUCUUUUUCUUUGGGUACUUGGCUUCCUUAUCUCUCUUUGCGGCCUCUUCGUCUGGCUCGAGUUCGGUACAAUGUUUCCUCGUUCUGGAGGAGAGAAAGUUUACCUGGAAGCUGUGUACCGCAAGCCUAAGUACCUAGCCACGGUUAUCUUUGCCACCAAUGCGAUCCUGCUAGGAUUCACCGCCAGCGGGUGUAUCGUAUUCGCCAGUAAUAUCCUGGUUGCGGCAGGCGAUCCGAGCCCCAAUCCCUGGACCGAGAGAGGCAUUGCACUCGGAAUUAUUUUAUUCGUAACAUUCCUUCAUGGUCUUACUCCUCGGUUCGGUGUCUGGUUAAUGAACGCUCUCUCCUUCUUCAAAGUCGCUCUUCUCCUGUUUGUCGUUGUCGCAGGCUGGGUCGUUCUAGGUGGACACACCCGUGUACAGAACCCCACUGCCAACUUCCAUAACGCGUUUGCGGGCUCUUCCCAUUCAAGCAAUGACUACGCCACAGCUUUGUUCAAAGUGCUGAACUCAUAUGCCGGAUGGAGUAACGUCAACUAUGUCUUGAACAACGUCAAGGAUCCGGUGAGGACGCUCAAGAUCGCUGGUCCUUUGGGUUUGGGUCUCUGUGCCGCCUUCUAUCUAUUCGCCAAUAUCGCCUACUUUGCGGCAUCCACACCACAACAGAUCCAGUCUUCUGGUGUCGCUGUCGCAGCGCUCUUUUUCGGCAACGUCUUCGGCCCAUCUGCCGAAAAGGCACUCGCUGUUCUCGUCGCGCUCAGCGCCCUGGGCAACGUGAUCACCAUAACCUUUGCCCAGAGCCGUGUGAAUCAAGAACUCGCAAAGGAGGGGAUCCCUCUGCCUUUUGGCAACAAGUUUUGGGCCAGCAACUGGCCCGUCGGCUCUCCCCUUCCAGGGCUCAUCAUCCACCUUAUCCCCUCCGUGAUUAUUAUAAUCGGACCGCCUGCCAACGUCGCUUAUCCUUUCAUUCUCGAUAUAGAAGGUUAUCCUGGCCAGAUCAUCAACUUGUUCGUCGUACUUGGACUAUUUUGGCUCCGCUAUAAAAAACCGAAUGCUACGCGACCGUUCAAAGUCUGGUGGCCCUUCGCAUUCUUCUUCCUCGCGGCCGCCUGCUUCCUCUUGGUUGCUCCUUUCCUGCGUCCAAGCAAUGGCGUUGGUGACACCCCACCCCUGCCGUACUGGCUCUAUCCCAUCGUGGGUAUCGCUAUCAUGGUUGUCGGCGCGUUGUAUUGGGCCAUCUGGAGGGUAAUUCUGCCUGUUGUCUUUGGUUACGAGCUUGUGCCAAGGAAGGAAAGACUCUCAGAUGGGACGGUGGUCACAGUUUUUUCGACAGGUAAGACUAGCGAGAAUUGAGUCUAUCUGCCUUCCCCUCCGGUAUUGGUGACCACUGACGAGGCCACAGUGGUCCGCUCUCACGGAGAGAGACAGUAUAGAUAUGAGGAAGUGGGGCAUGCUGAUGGGUUCGAGGAUGAAACCGCGGAAAUGGAGCUUCACUCUUUGUGCAAGAAGGACCAACAUAUGCAGGUGGAGUAUGUGGAAGCUGGAACCGAAGAUAGUCAUGAAAACGGUUGACUGGUUCUAUUAGCUAGUUUCACAUCUUUUUUUUUGGUAAUGUACAAUACAGUUACAAUGUUAU